CAGCUCAGCUCCAUCGUCACACUCUCCUCACCCACUUCACUACUACGCCCCCCACACUCCAAAACCAAAACCUCACUCAAACUUCAAACUUCGAAUUCCCCCGCUCCCACGAACGAGCCGAGGUCGUUCAUGGAGAGCUACGUGCGGAAGCGGUCGUGGAAGAAGGGGCCGACGAGGGGGAAGGGCGGGCCGCAGAACGCGGCGUGCGAGUACCGGGGCGUGCGCCAGCGGACGUGGGGCAAGUGGGUGGCGGAGAUCCGCGAGCCCAACAAGCGCGCGCGCAUCUGGCUCGGCUCCUUCGCCACCGCCGAGGAGGCCGCGCUCGCCUACGACGAGGCCGCGCGCAGGCUCUACGGGCCCGACGCCUUCCUCAACCUGCCCCACCUCCGCGCCGCCGCCGGCGCCACCGCGCAGCAGCGCAUGAUCAGGUGGCUCCCGGCCGCGGCCACCGGGGUCGCCUCCGGCGGCGCCAGGGGCCAUGCCGCCGUGCCCGCCUACGGCCUCCUCAACCUCAACGCGCAGCACAACGUGCACGUCAUCCACCAGAGGCUGCAGGAGCUCAAGAGCUCCUCCUCCUCGCCGGCCAAGCCGCAGCAGCAGUCCAGGAGGACCCCUCCCCCGCCCCCGCCUCCUCCGGCGGCCUCGUCCCCUUCCUCCACGGUGACCACCGGCGCCAUGCCGCCCUCCUCGUCGUGCUUCCAGUCCCAGCUGGAGCACGCCAUGGCGAUGACCGCCGCGGCCGAGAGCGCGCCGCCGAGCGACGGCUUCGGUGGCGGCAGGCCCCAGCUCGAUCUCAAGGAGUUCCUGCAGCAGAUCGGCGUGCUCGGGGAGGACGACGGCAGCGCGGCCGGCAAGCAUCAUGGGCCUCAGGGCGUCGGCGAGGACGAUGGCGAGGUGGCGGACGCGUUUGGGUUCGGGGGCGGCAACAGCAAUGCCGCAGAGUUCGACUGGGACGCGCUGGCGGCCGACAUGAGCGACAUCGCGUCGGGAGGCCACGGCGGCGGCGGCGCGCUGGGCGUGAACGGAGCGUUCCACAUGGACGAUCUCGACCAGUUCGGCUGCGUGCCCAUCCCCGUAUGGGACAUCUGAGAUCUUAUAUUCUUAGGCUCUUAAUUAGCCCAUGCAUAAGCUUUGCUUAGCUGAUUUACUACCUUCGAUCUCUGAUGGAUUGUCUACGAGGUUUAGCUUCCAGGUUCUUCAUGUAGUUUGGCAUGAAGUUUUAGAUCUGUUUCAUCUGAAGAAUCAUGUAAUAGCAUAAGCACAAUAAACUUGGCGCGCAUGAGCUAUUGCCACAA
Messenger RNA from Triticum aestivum (bread wheat), 1295 nucleotides. RefSeq names its product dehydration-responsive element-binding protein 2E-like. Gene Ontology annotation, biological process: positive regulation of DNA-templated transcription; response to stress. Gene Ontology annotation, molecular function: transcription cis-regulatory region binding; DNA-binding transcription factor activity. The transcript is spliced from 2 exons. Lineage: Eukaryota; Viridiplantae; Streptophyta; Magnoliopsida; Poales; Poaceae. Gene Ontology annotation, cellular component: nucleus. The record is from RefSeq and is a predicted model, not a curated record. The coding region runs from base 130 to 1089 and encodes 319 amino acids.